AUGACAGCAAUGACGACGGCGAUCAAAGGAAUUUCCAACCUCAGCGACAUGAUGGAGACAAGCUGGCAACAGAACAACAGGCUGCAGAGACCGAUUCACAACAGGCUGCAGAGACCGAUUCACAACAGGCUGCAGAGACCGAUUCACAACAGGCUGCAGAGACCGAUUCACAACAGGCUGCAGAGACCGAUUCACAACCGGCUGCAGGGAAAGACUGUGAGGGACACUCUGGGUGUUCGUUCACAAGUUCAACAGGUUGCUGCAACAGGUUUCAGGCACAGACAACAGAAGAUAUUACUGCAGUAUGCAUCGUCGACAGACUUGAUUCAGUCUACGGAGAAAGUUCAUCAGUUCGUCAAUGUUGUUCGUCAUUCCAUCCCUCAGGCCGGUAGAAGGACCCCCACAUUCAACUGGAAUGAAGAUUAA
Molecule: messenger RNA, 426 nt
Organism: Helobdella robusta
Lineage: Eukaryota; Metazoa; Annelida; Clitellata; Rhynchobdellida; Glossiphoniidae
Exons: 2
Coding region: 1-426 (141 amino acids)
Source: RefSeq, a predicted model, not a curated record